AUGAGUAGUGUUGUUAAAAAGUCAUCCCAUUUCACACCUAAGCUUAAGAAGAAGGCUAUAAGGAGGAAGGGAAGCUCUAUAUCUAAACCUACUGGUAUAAUAACACCUCCAACUACACAAGUUAGUCAAAUAGAUGAUAUUGAUAAGGCUAAUAAAGAACAUAAUGUGAACGAUAUAGGAAUUGCUAGUUCACAAAAAAUAGAUAAUAAGACUCCUAACUUCAACUUUUCGUUACAAACCAAUAAGCCAGAUAUCUCUAAUUUGGAAGAAGAUGAUGUUGAUCCCAUGGAUACAACUAAGAAAAUCUCACCAGAUCAAGAAGAAGAUUCAGAAUCUGAUAACGAAAGUCAAGAGGAAGCGAAUGAAUAUGGUGAUAAUGAUAUUUUUAAGAAGCCGGAAGAGCUUAGAACGUACAGAAGACAAUCAUCUAUUAGGGCACAAAGAAGAUUAUCUGGAAUUACCCCAAACAUAAUACGAAAUAGAACGGGAUCGACAUCGGUAUCGAUAACGCCUACCAGUUCUGUACAGCCAGAAGGGACAGAUGGACAGGGCCAAGCUCCUAUGAAGAUUGGUAUACCCAUUUCCAAACCAAGUAAAAGAAGAGCACUGGGUGCGCAUCACAGACCAGGUAUCAAGAAAGCAUUAGCAUUGAAUGCGUCAAUAAUACUGACCCCAAAGGAAUCUCAGGAAUUGGCGAGUGAUGAAGAGGAUAAUAAAGCUGCCAUUAAUUUGUCGCAAGCAAAAUUUGUCAUUGGUAUUGAUCCGAAAACGAACAAAUUAAGGAAAUUUCGUACUGACACUGGUGAAGAAGAAUCUAGUGAUAAUGAAGGUAAGGAUUCCGACCAGGAACAUGAUAGUGACUCGUCUGAAUCUAGGUCCAAAAGACUCAAACAUAAACUGAUACCUAUUGCACCAAAAGACUUAGAUACACGUAUCACCAGUAUUAAACAACUUCCACGUAAAGUUGAAGAUUCCGAUCUAGAAUUAUUUUCUCAAAUAGGUGUUCAGGUCGAUACUAUAACCAUGGCAGAUUUAUGUAAGCCAUCGUUGCCAAUUGGAGAAAUCAGUGAAAAUUUCCAGUUAGUUAAAGAGGCUCAAGAAAAGAUCAGGAAGCAAAAACUUCGUAAAAGAGUUGAUAGAAUGAGAGCUCGUACAGAAAGAAAGGCUUUAGAAGAAAUAACAGGUGCUAGUGAUAAACCAGAGGAACAAGAACGAAAAAAGGCCCAAAAUGAUUUAUUAAAUGUUGACGAUGUUCCAACAGAGAGUACAAGUAUUAAGCUUUCGAUGCAAAAUGGAAGUAUUGUUGUGGAUGAAGACUCAACAAUUGUUAAUAGACACCGUAAUCAUGAUACCAGUGGUAAAUCAAGAGAAGAGUCUAACCCCUUCGAAAACCCAAUCACAUCCUCUACUUAUUCCAAAAGAAAGCAUACUGAUCGCUGGACUCCCGAGGAGCUCAAACAGUUUUAUACGGCUUUGAGUACGUGGGGAACCGAUUUCACCUUUAUAGCCCAGUUAUUCCCAUACAGAACUAGAAAGCAAAUCAAACUGAAGUUCAACUUGGAAGAAAAGAAGUAUCCUGAAAUUGUGGAAAUUGCAUUAAGAAGAAAGCUUCCAGCUGACUUUGAUAAGUACUGUGAUGCUUCCAAAAACAAAUUUGAAACCUUGGAAUUUUAUAACGAAGAAUUAAAACAAAUUAGGCUUAAGCAUGAACAACAUAUGGCUGAAAUUGUUGAAGAAAGGCAGAAGGCUAUUAAGGAAGAUGCAGAAGCAAGCAGAAGAAGAGAAAUUGAAAUUAGAACAGGUUCUAAGCCAAUGACAAGAGCAGAAAAGGUUAAAGAGUUGCGUAAGAAUGAAAUGGUUUUGGGUUCAAUCGAUGAUGUUAAGAAGCAGAGAACUGAAACUGAUUAA
Messenger RNA from Debaryomyces fabryi, 1908 nucleotides. Its product is annotated as transcription factor TFIIIB subunit. The transcript has a single exon. Bases 1 to 1908 code for a protein of 635 amino acids. Gene Ontology annotation, molecular function: RNA polymerase III general transcription initiation factor activity; TFIIIC-class transcription factor complex binding. Gene Ontology annotation, cellular component: transcription factor TFIIIB complex. Lineage: Eukaryota; Fungi; Ascomycota; Pichiomycetes; Serinales; Debaryomycetaceae. Gene Ontology annotation, biological process: RNA polymerase III preinitiation complex assembly; transcription by RNA polymerase III. The record is from RefSeq and is a predicted model, not a curated record.